AUGUCGUCGGAAGCCAAGCUGCUCGGCGACUUCCUCCUCGCGCCCGCCCCGCUGCGCGACUUCAUGACGCUGCGCCAGUUCACCGACAUCUUCCCCCGCAGCCACCGCGAGAACCCGGCGGUGCACGACCUGUACCGCGAGCUGCACCGCCUGCGCGAGGCCGAGAUUGGGAUCGUGCGCGAUGACGUGGCGAAGGAGGUAAAGCGCUCGAAGCCGCUGCGCCGGGCGUAUGCGCGCGAGCGGCGCCAGAUGGACGACGCACGCGUCGCCGGCACGGAUGCGGUGGCCCUGCAGAUGGAGGACGAGCUCGCAGGCCACGGCCGUAAGACGCCGCACUCACUGCAGACGGUCCACGCCAGCAUCGAAGACUCGUGUCAGAGCAUCGAAGCGCAGAUCGCCGCCAUGGAAGAGGAGAACCGGCGGGCGCUGGCGGAGGUCCAGGAGGCGGUUGGUGCCCUGAGCGACCUGCGCCAUGGACGGUUCGUGCAGUCAGCCAGCGGCGAAGACAUUGGAGAAGAAGUACUGGCGGCGCUGAGGAGACUUGAAGCCGUCUGCGCAGACCCGGCGAGCUGA
Messenger RNA from Boeremia exigua, 573 nucleotides. RefSeq names its product Cnl2/NKP2 family protein-domain-containing protein. Gene Ontology annotation, cellular component: Mis6-Sim4 complex; kinetochore. Gene Ontology annotation, biological process: chromosome segregation. The coding region runs from base 1 to 573 and encodes 190 amino acids. The record is from RefSeq and is a predicted model, not a curated record. Lineage: Eukaryota; Fungi; Ascomycota; Dothideomycetes; Pleosporales; Didymellaceae. The transcript has 2 exons.